Molecule: messenger RNA, 1030 nt
Organism: Mollisia scopiformis
Lineage: Eukaryota; Fungi; Ascomycota; Leotiomycetes; Helotiales; Mollisiaceae
Product: NDK-domain-containing protein
Exons: 7
Coding region: 12-596 (194 amino acids)
Biological process (GO): CTP biosynthetic process; GTP biosynthetic process; UTP biosynthetic process
Molecular function (GO): nucleoside diphosphate kinase activity
Source: RefSeq, a predicted model, not a curated record
ACUUCUUCUCCAUGACAGAUCAACAACAACGCAAAGAUCCUGAAAUCUACAAACACUUGAGCCCUAAGACUCAAGGUUUCCUUCGUGCAUCUGCAAAUCAAAGAGAAGAAUCAGCAAGACUCAACGACGACACCAUGGCUACUGAGCAAACUUUCAUUGCUAUCAAGCCUGAUGGCGUCCAACGUGGACUCGUUGGUCCUAUCAUCUCUCGUUUCGAGGCUCGUGGCUAUAAGCUCGCUGCCAUCAAGCUCAUGACUGCUUCUACUUCCCAUCUCGAGAAGCACUACGAGGAUCUCUCCGACAAGCCCUUCUUCCCAGGACUCGUCAAGUACAUGGCUAGCGGCCCAAUCUGCGCCAUGGUCUGGGAAGGACGUGACGCUGUCAAGACUGGCCGUACUCUCCUCGGUGCCACCAACCCCCUCGCCUCUGCUCCAGGUACCAUCCGUGGCGACUACGCCAUCGAUGUCGGACGUAACGUCUGCCACGGCUCAGACAGCGUCGAGAACGCCAAGAAGGAAAUCGCUCUCUGGUUCAAGGAGGGUGAAGUUCAAUCAUGGAAGUCUGCUCAGCAAGACUGGAUCUACGAGAAGCCAUAGACGCUUGCUCUGCAAAGCGUGCCCAUGGUCGGAUAUGACACUUCGUACAUGUUGGUUUGACUGAUGUGGAUGGCGGAUAUGAAGGGACGUCUUUACAUAGAACAAAAGCUUUGAUGCCUUCUAAUGGUGCAAAUUGGUCUAGAUAUCUAUUAUGUGAUGUAUACUCGUCAGGGUGGCAUCUUCUUCACUCUAUCGAGGUCCUUUCCUAUCCCGCCACCAACACCACCAGCACUGGCUCCCAGCCCAGCUGCGCCUUUGCCAUUCCCCGCUCCCUUCACACCUCUAAAGAGCCCAGUAAACCUCCCAACAAAUACCCUCGCAAACCAUGGUGUCCCCCAAACACUGAGCAACAUCCUCGCUGGCAAGAACACCUUCGUAAUAGCAUACGCCGUCGCAACUUCUACCAAAAUCCUACCACCCCUCUCCCCAACACG